AUUUGAAACCUUCCAGCCGACAUUAUAGAUUCUAGACGUUUACUUUAGUUUGUCUUUCUACAAGCCAGCAUUCACAUGAAAUGUUCACCCAUUACAACGCGAUGUGGUUUGACCACAACGACUUGAUGAAAAGUGGUACGUUCCUCCACCGCACUCUGCCAACAGGAGAGGGAGGGUCAACAUGGCGUCCGAGCAGGAGAGCUCCAACGGGCCAGGGAAGAAAUCCAUGCGGGAAAAGGCCAUCGAGAGACGAAACGUCAACAAGGAGCAUAACAGUAACUUCAGAGCAGGCUAUGUACCCAUCGAGGAAGAGCGGCUCCACAAAACUGGUCUCCGAGGGCGGAAGGGCAACAUGGCCGUGUGCAUCAUCGUCCUCCUCUUCCUCCUGGCUUUAAUCAACCUCAUUAUAACACUGGUGAUAUGGACAGUGAUCCGCAUCGGUCCAAAUGGCUGCGACAGUAUGGAGUUUCAUGAAUCGGGUCUUGUACGCUUCAAACAGAAAGCAGACAUGGGCAUUGUCCACCCUCUGCACAUGAGCACCGUAGGAGGUCGUAAGGACCAGGACCUUGUUAUUGUCGGCAACAACAACCCUGUGGUGUUCCAGCAAGGAACCUCCAAGCUGAGCGUGGACAAGGACAAGACGUCGGUGGUCAGCGACGUGGGAAUAUCCUUCACAGACCCUCGUACUCAGGCCACCUUCUUCAGCACCGACUAUGACAACCAUGAGUUCCACCUGCCCAAAGGCGUUAAAGUUCUCAGUGUCAAGAAGGCGUCCACGGAAAGGAUAACCAGCAAUGCCGCGUCAGACCUCAACAUCAGAGGGGAUGGCAAGGCUAUCAUUCGGGGCAACGAAGGGGUCAAUAUCAUGGGGCGCACUGUCGAGUUCAAGAUGGGUGGAGACAUAGAGCUCAGAGCUGAGAACAGCAUUGUCCUCAACGGAUCGGUCAUGUUCAACGCCACACGCAUCCCCAACUCAGAAGGAGACGUGUAUUUUGACGGCGCCACCGAGAGGUACAAACUGUGCAUGUGUGCCGAUGGGACGCUGUUCCGCGUCCAGGUGAAGUAUCCCAACAUGGGCUGCCAGACGUCCGACAACCCGUGUAGAAACGCCCACUAGGACACAGGACUGGAAUCUAAAAAAAAAAGAAAAAAAAGCAUAUUUUGAUACAUCUUUCAUGGCACGUAUAGAAUAUUGCUUAUGUUGGUUGUGUGCUGAAAUAGCAAAUCAAACACCACUCCAGUGUUUCAUUUUACCGUCCAGUAUUAGUAUUAUUCAUAUCCAAGCCGAUCUGGAGGGUUACACUGUACACUUUAUUUGGCAGCUGUGUGUGAUGCGUUUACUGACCAGUGUGGAGUGAUUAGAAUGAUACAGUAUGUGCACUACUUGCUUCCACAUGUUAUGUUUUUUUUCUGCACUUGUUGGACUGUCAAUAAUGUACAGUGCAGUACGUACGAGUGGCUAAUGAUUCACAGAGGAAGAUUUAUGACACAGAUGUAUAUGAGUUGUCAAACUGGUACUCAAAAACAUUGUGGAUUUUUGGGGGAUAAAAGUAAAAUAAUGCUAGAGACAUAUGAAAUAGUUGCAUAAAUCUGUAUUGUACAGUAUCAUUAAUUAAAUUAAAAAUUAUUACAUAUGUAGAAAUUUGUAUUUGCACAAUAUAAUUAGAUUUUUUAUUUAAAGAACUACGCAACAAACUGAAUUUAAAUUCAAUACAAUUUUUCAAAAGUAUCACUGUUAGAAAGACCUUGUAUGCCAUAAGCCACAUACUUGGUGCUGAACACUGUUGAUAAGUACAAGUAAGCAAAAAUGGUGGUACUAGUUGUAAAAAUUGUGAGAACAAUUGGCACGAUCUAAUCGAACCCUCCAACCCUCAUAAUUAUUUAUUUAAAAAAACGUUUUUGAUAGGAAAAAAGAUUCUCAAAUUUUUCUUUAAAGGGGACCUAUUAUGUUAGUUUUUGGCGCUUUGUAUUGAGUUGUGGACCAAAAUCCAAAACUUCUUUCAAGGCUCACUUCCAAAUGUUCAAACCUCAGUAUCUUGAUGCUUUGGCAUCGUUUAACACGAAUACAACAUUAUAACAUUCAUAGGUCAGAAAAGGGCAAAAAUAUAAUUGGUCCCCUUUGAUGUAAUUAGGGUUGGGCAUUGUUUGAUUUUGAAUGAUUCUGAUUACGAUUCCUCAUUUAGAUCCCGGUUCCUAACGUUUCUGAGGGUCAUAAAAGUUUGGAUGGUUUAAAUGAUGGAAUGAACCAGAAUUUUUGGGGGGAUGAAAUGUUUGAACUUCUCCAUGUAUUGUUUAAUGAUAUGAAUUUGAUCAACUUCACUAUGAAUUUCUCACAGGGCUAUUUUCAACCAGUAUAGAUUUAUCAAACCACUUUCACUGCUCACUUUUGAAAAGUAGAUUACUUUAUUUGCCUUGAUAUUGAUGGAAGGAAGCAGUUUUUAUUAACACAAAUAGCCCAAAAUACUUAUUUUGAUGAUCGGAAGUGUGUUAUGUGGGAGAAGGUCCGGUGACUAUUGCUAACAGACGUACCAAUAAUAAACUUACCUAGCAUAGCCGUACCUCCCUCAUCCUUUCUUUACACCAAACCUUUACAUCAGCGAGCAUCCUGAAACCCUGGUUACAUUGGUAUAAGACAUAUAUAAUUUAUUGUUCGACUUCCCUUAGUCAGAUUGCUUAGUGGAAGUCCAACGUAGCACAUCAAAGAUGAGGUACUGUGUUAUUUCUACACCAUGAAUGUGUCAACAUUAAUCAGGUUAAUCAUGCACCCUCCUUUGCAUGGUAGCAUUGUGUUGCAAAUGUUGCACUGAGCUGACAGCUUUUUUAUGAAGUUAUGCCAAAUUUCUUUGGUGGUGCUCGCCGGCUUCUUUAUUGGUGUUCAUUACUUUUUUUUCCAGUCGGUGAAAUUAGCAUUGAAAUGAGGAAUCGAAAUCAAAAGAUUUGAAUGAGCCCGGGGAAUAUUGAAAUGUUCGUCAUGGCUCCCAUCGAUGCUCAAGAAUCGAGGGCCAACCCUAAUCAUUAUUUAGCAUUAUUGAGUGGUUUGAUGAUUAAUGUGUAACGGAACACUCUGAUGAAACAUUUGACUGUUUUUGUUUGAAUAAAGAAAACCAUG
Messenger RNA from Doryrhamphus excisus (bluestripe pipefish), 3109 nucleotides. RefSeq names its product sarcoglycan, beta (dystrophin-associated glycoprotein) (gene sgcb). Gene Ontology annotation, biological process: muscle organ development. The record is from RefSeq and is a predicted model, not a curated record. Gene Ontology annotation, cellular component: sarcoglycan complex; sarcolemma. Lineage: Eukaryota; Metazoa; Chordata; Actinopteri; Syngnathiformes; Syngnathidae.